Molecule: messenger RNA, 624 nt
Organism: Ogataea philodendri
Lineage: Eukaryota; Fungi; Ascomycota; Pichiomycetes; Pichiales; Pichiaceae
Exons: 1
Coding region: 1-624 (207 amino acids)
Biological process (GO): cytoplasmic translation
Molecular function (GO): protein binding
Source: RefSeq, a predicted model, not a curated record
AUGGACUAUCUCGAAGAGCAAAAACAGGAGAUCGAAAUCCUCCAGUCGAUCUAUCCCGACGAGCUGGAAAUAGUAUCGGAAACGAGUUUCCGUGUUUCAUUGUUGCUGGACACAAACACUGAGCGCAAACACACGCUAAUUCUGAAUGUUCGGUAUCCAGAAACAUAUCCUGAAGUGGUUCCACAGCUGCGGCUGGAAAAGACCAGUGACGACGUUCCAGAGGAGUCUUUGAACGUGGAAGAGUCCGUGGAGCUCGACAAAGACGAUCUGUUGGACCUGGAAGAGUCGUUGAAUAGUAAUGCGCUGGAAAACGUGGGGAUGCCCAGCGUUUUCACUCUCACGUCGCUAUUAAAAGACGAAGCAGAGACUCUAUUCCAAGAGAAAGUGGCCGCAAAGGAAAAAAUGGUCGAACAAGAACGACAGGCAAGAGAAUACGAGGAACAGAAGAAGUUUGCGGGAACUAAACUCACAAAGGAGAAUUUCGCCCAGUGGAGAGCCAAGUUCCGUGCAGAAAUGGGUAUCGACACCAGACUCGCCGAGAGAUUCAAGUUGGUCCAUCAAGGUCGACUUACAGGUAAGGAGAUCUUCGAAAAGGGUCUUGCCGAGGAGGCAGAGGAUCUGUGA